Molecule: messenger RNA, 672 nt
Organism: Symbiodinium sp. CCMP2592
Lineage: Eukaryota; Dinophyceae; Suessiales; Symbiodiniaceae
Source: the annotation of a GenBank genome assembly
AUGGAUGUCGAAAGACAGAAGUGCUUCGAAUGCCUCUUGAUCUGUUUAGCACGUGAGAGAGUAGGAGGUCCUUCUGCCCGCAGCCAGGAUUGGUGUCGCAUGCUUUCCCGUGCCAGAAGAACCCAUUCGUUUGAUGAAGAGGACGUGUGUCGGAUCAUCCGCCAGCACCUCCAGACCUUCUGCAAUCAUGCACUCGACCCAAGAAACGAGGUGGUUGCUUCGGCCCACCGUUUGAUUGCAGAAUAUGGUCGAGGUGGCAAGCCCGUGGCGCACAAGCUGAUUAUAGAAGCCACGCUCAGUCGGAUGCGGCACCUCGUGUCGUUAGACGGAAAGGAGGUAUGGGUGGCCUGGCAGCAGAUGCCGUACUCCAUGCGCCAGCUCGAAGCUGUCCUUCGGUCGCUGAGCAAGCCUCAGCGGCAGGAAUGGGUGUCCUUGUUGGUCAGAGGCCUGCAUCGAAUUGAAUGUCGUCUUGAAUCGGUCAAAUCGAAAUUCACAGCGGCUCGUGCAGCUGAAGCUGCGGAGUAUUUCAACGAAAGCCAAAAGCUGGUAAUGGAGGAUUUGAUGCUCCUUUGGUGUGUUGAUGAGGAUCCCUGCCAGACUUACGAAGACGUGACAGCACAGCUGAGUGCUGGCUGGCAUCCCAGACCUUCAAGGACGUGCGAACAACCUUGA